CCGGACUUCACAAAGAAGGGACAAGUACAAUAAUCAUGGCGCGGGCUGGAAAGGCUGCUAUGGUGCUAUGCCUAGAUGUUGGAUUCACUAUGAGUAACUCUCCACCAGGUGCUGAGCAGCAAUUUGUGCAGGCCAAGAAGCUCAUUGAAGUUUUUGUGCAAAGACAAGUGUUUUCUGAAAGCAAAGAUGAACUUGCUGUGGUGCUGUUUGGGUCUGAUAGGACUAGGAAUUCUUUGGCCACAGAUGGUCAAUAUCAGAAUAUCUUUGUGAUGAGAAAUCUUAUGCUACCAGACAUUGAACUUUUAGAAGAAAUUCAGAAUUUGGUUCAGCCAGAAUCCCAGCAAGCUGACAUUCUUGAUGCAUUGGUUGUUUGUAUGGAUCUAUUGCAAAAUGAGAUAUGCGGAAAAAAGUAUCAAAAGCUGCAAAUAGCAAUGUUUACUGACCUCUGCAGUUCAUUUAAUUCAGACCAGCUUGACGUCAUUAUAGCCAAUUUGAAGAAGGGGGGCAUUUCUCUGCAAAUAUUUUUGCCUUUUGCUUUGGAUGCAGAAGAUCAUGCAGGCCACCGAGGUGAUGCUGCUGAAUCAAGAGGACCUCAACAUUCAUGGAAAGGAUUAACACAGCAACAAAAGGAUGGUCUUGCUUUGGUUAAGAAAAUGAUGACUUCUCUUGACGAAGAUGGCUUAGAUGAGAUCUAUACAUUCAGUGAGUCACUGGAAAAAUUAACGCUUUUCAAGAAUAUUGAGAAGAAGCCCAUGGCCUGGCCAUGUCAGCUUACAAUUGGCAGCUCUCUUUCUAUUCGAAUUGUUGGAUACAAAGCAGUAACAGAAGAGAAAGUAAAGAAAACAUGGUCUAUGGUGGAAGCUCAGACGCUUCGUAAAGAGGAUGUGCGUAAAGAGACGGUCUACUGCCUUAAUGACGAUAAUGAAACUGAGAUCCAAAAAGACAACACCAUUCAAGGUUAUCGCUAUGGUAGUGACAUUGUCCCUUUCUCCAAAGUUGAUCAAGAGCAGAUGAAGUAUAAAGCAGAUGGAAAAUGUUUCUCUGUUCUAGGAUUCACAAAGGAAAGCCAGGUUUUGCGACACCAGUUCAUGGGUAACCAAGUGAUUAAAGUGUUUGCACCAAAGGAUGAUGAGCAUGCAGCCGUAGCACUCUCAGCACUGAUUCAUUCUUUGAAUGAGAUGGAGAUGGUAGCUAUUGUUCGCUAUGUUUAUGACAGAAGAUGCAAUCCUCAGGUUGGGGCAGCCUUCCCAUUUAUCAAGGAUAAAUAUGAGUGCCUGAUAUAUGUACAACUGCCAUAUAUGGAGGAUCUCAGGCUGUUUUCAUUUACCUCCCUUGAAAACAAUAAAAAAUAUACUCCGUCAGGUGAGCAGUUGGCUGCAGUGGAUUCUCUCAUUGAAUCAAUGAUGCUGGUGGUUGAUAAGGAUAAUUUUAAAGUCAGUACAAUCCCAAAUCCUCAGUUCCAAAGACUUUUUCAGUGUCUGCAUCACCGUGCUCUGAAUCCCACAGCUCCUUUACCAUCAAUGGAGCAGUCAUUGAGGACUGUUCUGGAUAGACCACAGGAAGUGACAGCCAGCUGUCUAGGCUCACUACAACAAGUUCAGCGGUGCUUUCCCUUGCAAGAGGCUGCACUGAAAAAAGAGCAAAAGACUGCACAGGACAUCUUUGGUGCCAGUAAAGAAGAACCAGAUGCGAAGAAACCCCAUCUUGAAGCAGGGGGAGAUUUCAACAUUAGUGAACUAUCUGAAGGCAGUGUAACUGCAGUGGGCAGUGUUGAUCCAGUUCGAGAUUUUCGCAUUAUAAUUCGUCAGAAAAACCUUCCUUUCAACAAUGCUUGCGAGCAGCUCAUUAACAGGAUUGACCAACUUCUUGGAACCAAAGGCACACAGUAUUAUAUAAAGAGUAUUGCAUGCCUUCAAGGCUUUAGAGAAGAAUCCAUUAAGGCUUCUCAAGUAGAGCUAUUCAAUAAUUAUCUUCAGACUCUCAAGAACAACAUUGAAGAAAGGGCUUUACAAGAUUUCUGGGAGCUCCUAGUUCAAGAUAAAGUAUCACUAAUUAGUAAAGCUGAAGUGGAAGGCAGUACAGUGUCAGUAAUGGAGUCAAACUCGUUCCUUACUGCUGAAGAGAAACAAAAUGACCAUACUGAAUCACCUAAAAAUGAUGGAGGAGAUGUUGAUGAUUUGCUGGAUAUGAUGUGAGAAGAAAUACAAGAAAUAAUAAUGGAAUAGACCUUAAAGAAAAAAAUAAAGAUCUAAUUUUUUUGGAAUAACUAAAUGUCUUGAUUGGAAUUUCCUGAUCUCUUAUACCUCUUUUAUAUGUUUAUUACUUUAUCUUUUUAAAGGUUUUCCUGAAUAAAUAUGUUGUUAAAUGGGAAUGUUCUUAUAUUUAGCUUUACAUUUAUUAUACUGUAAGUGUUCAGCAUGAAUGUUUGCAAAUUAAGUACCUGUAGAUUUGCAAAUCUGAAGUUAGGGGUAUUGCAGCUAUUUAAACGCCCAUUCCCAAAAAUGUUUGUUCUUAUAAUUCUGCAAGGUUACACUAAACAUUUUGUACUAAGGCAGUGCUUCCUCUUUUGCAGUGGACACCUCUGUAAGGAUAUAUUCAUGUUAAAUAGUUUUUAGGCAAAGCUACAAAAUGCUGAAUAAAUUAUUUUUUUGUAUGGUGAUGAAACUUUUG
Molecule: messenger RNA, 2670 nt
Organism: Erpetoichthys calabaricus (reedfish)
Lineage: Eukaryota; Metazoa; Chordata; Cladistia; Polypteriformes; Polypteridae
Gene: xrcc5
Product: X-ray repair complementing defective repair in Chinese hamster cells 5
Exons: 21
Coding region: 36-2195 (719 amino acids)
Biological process (GO): double-strand break repair via nonhomologous end joining; DNA recombination; telomere maintenance
Cellular component (GO): Ku70:Ku80 complex; nucleus
Molecular function (GO): telomeric repeat DNA binding; DNA helicase activity; damaged DNA binding
Source: RefSeq, a predicted model, not a curated record